Messenger RNA from Brassicogethes aeneus, 978 nucleotides. NCBI's taxonomy places the organism in Eukaryota, Metazoa, Arthropoda, Insecta, Coleoptera, Nitidulidae. The record is from the annotation of a GenBank genome assembly.
AUGGGAUUUAUAGAAGAUGAGCUCCAGGAAGUCAAGAAACUGUGCGAGCAAGUCGUGCCCGGCUCUAAAUUGGUCUCAUGCGUGCUUAGCAUGGUCAGAGUCGAAAUAAAACGCACGGAAUUCAAGAAAAUCAUAAUUUGCAUGCAAUUCACGGAAAAGUACCCCAACACCCCUAUUUUACUUGAACUUAAGAGCAAAACUCUAUCCGACAAGCUUCUGCAGAAGUUGACUGAUGUGUGCGAAUCUGAAACUAAAAAAUAUCUAGGGAAAGCGCAGAUUUUGAAUGUUAUUAAGUUUGUACGCAACUUCAUUGAGGAGAACCCUCUGUCGUGUUGUUAUGACGAAAUAAGUGUCUUAAAGAAGAAGUUGAGCGAUAAAGAUGAGUUUAAGUUGAGGCAGAAAGCUUCCAGUAUAUAUUUAAAAGUAAAUAACAAUGGUUAUUACUUGACAUGUAAGAUUUUAAUCCCAGACGAUUAUCCCACAAUAAGUGUUGAUUUACAAGACGUGGUUACGAAUUUCUCCCCAAUAUUCAACAAACACAUGAUUUGUCAGGCUAAGGAGUUGGCUCGUAGAUGUGUCGAGGCACCUUUAAAGAAAAAACCAAAUGAGCCUCCUUUUCAAGCUAAACCUUCGUUACAAGGCUCUGUGCAAUUUUUAAUCGACUGCGUGAAGCGAUUACCGCAAGAAAAUUGCCAAGUGUGCAAUCAAUUAUGCUUCCCAAAGGAUCCUAAUGACCUUGUUUCUGACGAAAAUUCUCCAAAGCACAUCGAGAGAGUGUACUGUGGGCAUUUGUUUCAUCAAGAGUGUUUUUUUAAGUUCAUGAAGACGCCUCCCUUUGGUAAUAAAAAAUGUACAACCUGUGGACAUCGAAUACACCAUUACAAAUGGUCACUUUCGGACAAAUUGGCUGAAGAUAGAUGGGCUCAUGAACAAGCCAGGGAAAGAGAAUUGGAAGAGGUUACAGAAUUUUUUAAAUAA